AUGGCUUCCUGCUCCUCCACCGUGCCGUCUCUCCGCCAUCCGUUCCCGAGGAUCCUAUCGCCGCGUCUCUCCGGUGGGCGGUCCAGUGGAGUCUCGUUCUGCCUGGGAAGCGGAAUUCCUCCCUCCCCGUCUCCUCCCUCCAAGGAGAAGCCAAGCGGCGGCGGCGGCGGCGGCGGUGGCUCGUGGGUCAGCCCGGACUGGCUCACCUCCCUGGCCCGUUCCUUCGCCGGGAAGGACGAAUCCGGCAUUCCUGUGGCGAACGCCAAGCUCGAUGAUAUCUCUGAUCUCCUCGGGGGUGCCCUCUUCCUCCCGCUGUUCAAGUGGAUGGAGCUGUACGGCCCAGUUUACCGCCUCGCAGCUGGACCGCGCAACUUUGUCGUCGUCAGCAAUCCAGCGAUUGCGAAGCACGUUCUGAGGAACUACGGCAAGUACGCGAAGGGGUUGGUUGCCGAGGUCUCCGAGUUCCUCUUCGGCUCGGGCUUCGCCAUUGCUGAGGGUCAGCUCUGGACGGUAUACAAUGUUCCCCAAUAAUUUACCUGACUUCUCAUUGUGAGAGAAAUGGACCUUUCUUCUUCAUGGAGCGUUUUGUGCAGGUGAGGCGGAGGGCCGUUGUGCCAGCCCUUCACAAAAGAUACCUGUCUGUGAUGGUGGACAAGGUUUUCUCCAAAUGUGCGCUGAGGUUGGUGGAGAAGCUCAAGUCAGAGGCUCUGAGCGGUUCCCCAGUGAACAUGGAAGCGAAGUUCUCCCAAUUGACUCUGGACGUGAUUGGUCUCUCGGUAUUCAACUAUAAUUUUGACUCACUCUCCUCAGAUAGCCCCGUAAUUGAGGCUGUUUACACCGCGUUGAAAGAGGCGGAAGCUCGUUCCACUGACAUCUUGCCCUAUUGGAAGGCAGGUUCUCAUGACAUUUUCUUUCUUUUCCACCUCAUUCUCUUGAAGCUAUCAUGAGUAGGGUGCCCCAUAGUUCGCUGUUCUUGUGUGGCGGUAAGGCAACCUUUCUGGUCAGGGGAGUUCCUGUCCAUCCUUGGAAAUUAAAAAAAAAAAGUGAGGUCUUCAAUUCCAGAUAGGAAUUCUGCCAAGAAAGAGUUAUUACUUAGCUGAUUGAUGCAGGAAUGUACCUAGAAAGCUGCAUCCUUGUCUUCAUGCACGUACCUAAUCUGUUCUUAACACAAUUUUUUUAUCAAAAGUACCUUUUUUUACGAUCUCAAAAAUUUGAGGACAUGUUAAAUUAACGCUGUCCCAUGCCCGGCUCGAAUUUCAAUUGAUUGGUCGGUAUUCAGUUAUGACGUGCUUCUGAACAGUCAAUCUCUUGUCACUUCUUUAUCAAUUAUUCUACUAAUGAAAAAAAAAGACAGCUUCUCUCUAGUUGUACUAGUUUGGUAUUUUCUACCACUCCAAGUAUCCUGGUGCACAACUGCAAUUUUACUUUUGUUUUAAUGGUAGUGUUUAUUGUUGACUCAUUUUAUACUUCCAUGUGGCAGAUUGAAUUCCUACGUAGGAUAAUUCCAAGACAGAUUAAAGCAGAAGAAGCAGUUAUUCUAAUACGGAAGACUGUUGAAGAGCUUAUCACAAAGUGCAAGGAAAUAGUAGAAGCUGAAGGCGAACAGUUAGAUGAGGAAGACUAUAUAAAUGAUGGUGAUCCAAGUAUCCUUCGAUUCCUGUUGGCAAGCCGAGAAGAGGUACACUGAUUUCCUUGAAAACUGCUUUGAUUUACCAAACUGUCCAAGUUCUAUUUUUGGUGUUUGCUUAUUGUUUCAGUUAGGAAUGAUCAGUUUUCUGCACAUAUACGAUAAUUGUCUUUGGAAGGAGCUUGCAUUGUUGUAAUUUCAUUUCGGCUGUGAUUGAACAAAAUUUCAAUAUCCAACAUUGAUGAAGCAUAUCACUGAGAAUCACUGUUGUAAUGAAAAAUUCGUGAUCGUGGCAAGCAAAAGACAUGUGUUUUAUUUUAUUCUAUGAAUGCUUAAAAUUUUUAGGCUUAACCGUCGAGUCUUAUGAAAGGUGUUCCGAGACAUUACUUGGGGCCUCUUUAGUUUUUUUUUUCUUAAUUUUGAUUUUUAAUUUUGAACGAGGGGGUGGUUGUUGUUAAUGUCCUUGAAAGUUGAAACAACCGAACGCGAGCAUGAAUAUAGAUGUCUCCCGCUCGAUACUUUACCAAAUUCGUUAAUUCUUCUUUGAAAUAUCAUCAUCCGAUCUCCCAGUUUUUUGAACAAAAAUCUCAUUGGUUUUCGAGGCACUUCUGGCUUUCAGAUGAAAGGAACUUGUAAAAUCGAUUCUCGUUUAACUGUCAUUUGUGUUGCUCAGUAUAAGAGAGGUUUGAUUUGUCUGACCUUGUUUCACAGUGCAAAGCAAACAUCUCAUGAAAACAUCUAUAUCCUUGGAAUUAAGAGAAAGUUUUGCAACCUAAGCUCCAAUGCUGCCUCCGUCAGUCUCUAUUCCACCUUUUUAAUUGCCCUAUUCCUCUUGCCAUUUGGCCAGUUGUGCUCUACUUUUUGUUUCUGAAGGGAAUAAACCUUAACCCCCAUUUUCUUUCUUCUGAUGAUACCUAUUUUCCUGCAGACCCCCUUUCUUGAUGGACAGUAUGGUGACACUUGACAUAGCUGAUUCAGAAAGGUUACAAUUACCCCUGGCUGAUAGGUGUCUCAUCCUUCAGUUUUUAGUCAAGUUUCCCAAUCAUUCCAUUUCAAUACUACUUAGGGGUCUAUCGUAGGGCUGGAUAGUUGUUGGAAAAUUUCCUCGCUUCCAUCCUAUCUUUUCUUUUUCAUGGUAUUCGAACUUUCACUGUGUGUUACCUGGUACAAUUAAUUUCGAAGCCUGAGGUUGCCUUCUGCAGUAAUAGUUUUUGUUGUUUUCUAUCUCGUCAAGCUGGCUCGAUGAAAAAGCAAGGCUUUCUUUUAACAUUGCGGAUUAGUGAUUCCAAUGUUAUUUUAUAACAAAAAACGUCUUUGAUAAAAGUGAUCUUCCUGUACUUUUCUCACUUGUAGCUGAACAUCCACGAUAGACCGUCCUGAUGUAACCUUAUCGAUCCUCGAGGAAAACGACAAUAGUUGCCAUCCUUUUGAUCGGAACGAACAAAUUUCUCUCAUAAUGCAUCCAUUUAUGCAAUAGAUUCGUUUCUAUUCCAAACUUCAUCAGAAAUAAAAUUCUGUUGAGGAAAGGGUACUCCCUUGUGGAUUAGAUCGUCUAUGAUUGUGUCCGUUCUAGAUUGUCAAAAUUCAGAAUUCUCUGUCCAUUUAUCACUUUAACCUUCUCUGGGAUCUCUGUAGUGUUAGUCAUUUUUAGUCCUCGCCCUGGCAUACAACAUAACUUUUUGUUGGAGAAUUUCCUCAGGUCACCAUCAUUCAGAUGAUGCCACUUGAUAUAUUCAUAUUCGGAUCUCUGGGUAUUGUGUUUGAUUAGUUCGUCAUCAAGUAAUCCCUGACCGUUGAUGUGCUUAGUUUGAAACUAAUGUGGUAUUCCUUCUGCAUAGUUUGGCACAUAAUAUGAGGGACUGUCAUAUUUCAGGUUUCUAGUACGCAGCUAAGGGAUGACCUUUUAUCUAUGCUAGUUGCUGGCCAUGAGACAACUGGCUCAGUUUUGACGUGGACACUAUAUCUUCUUAGCAAGGUAUUGCUGACGCAUUGAUGCUAUUACCCUGUUUUUAUGGUUUUGACUCAUUUAUGCCCAGGGAUAUUUAUAUUUUGUUAUUGAUGGCACAUGCCGUCGUUAACAAAAUGAAAAAUAUCUACAAGUAUGGAGGUCUUUAUCGUUAAAGAGAGGAACAUCUGUGUAUACUACUGUGGACUCUGAACAAAAGGAAAGCCAAUAACAGUUCCACUACUGUUUUAGAAAAUGGCUUUUGCUGCAAACUCAAUUCUUGGCCACCAUUUAUCUCCUCAGUUAAUACUAGCUCAGUUAUGCAUACAGGGGCCAGCUCAUUCGUUGGCAAUCUCUUUAAGCCUAUUCAUCUUCUUUUUGAAGAAAAGAGAUAAAAGACACCUUGAAGGAUCAUACAGCCGAAAUUCUGGCUAGGAACAAUCAGCAGUCUCACCGCUUGCUUUUCAGCUGUCUGUUUAUUGAAUGUGUCUAUCAUAUCUUCCUUUAUAGUUUCUGGUCACUUAUUCCCAUCCCAGGACUCAGCGGCUUUGUCAAGAGCACAAGACGAAGUUGACAGAGUUCUACAGGGUAGAGCUCCUCGUUAUGAGGAUAUCAAAGAGCUUAAGUACCUAACGCGUUGCAUUUAUGAGUCAAUGCGUUUGUAUCCACAUCCGCCGGUAGGUUGAAAUUCCUUCUGUUUUUUGUUAGCGUCGCAUUCCAGUUUUUCUGUAAAAUAGUUUGCUUAUCAACAUAUUUAAUAGGUAUUGAUUAGGCGGGCUCAAGUCGAAGAUAUUCUUCCCGGUGAUUACAAGGUUGGUGCUGGCCAAGAUAUAAUGAUUUCGGUGUACAACAUCCAUCGAUCAUCAGAGGUACAUUACUUGAUCUUCAAUACCCUGAAAUUUCAUUUUUAAUGCAUCGAGCAUAUAAAAUUUCUUAGUAUGAAGCGCAUAGUAAAAGUUAUGAAGAUAAGUAUAAUUUUAAUAUGCUUUCUUUGUUUUGGAAAGAUGAACUGAGAUAUUCAUUAGGUUGUAUAUGGGAUGAAAUCAUGUCCAUGGAUAUAUGGACGGGCCUUGGACUAUGUCGUCAGUGCCUGUAUUAAAACACAAAUUUAAGACGAUUAGCCUCUGAGGAAAUUCCGUGAUUAACCCAGCCAAACUUUGGAUGGUGACCGGUGAAAUAUGUGGUGAUGUGAUGGGUGCUUGUUCCAAAUAAUAUUGGAAAUAAUCUCGUAUGUGCAUCCGAGGUUUACAGAUUGCAAAAAUAUACUCACCUAUUGAAAUGCAUAUCCAAUACUGAACAUUACUUGCUUCACAUGCGCUGACUACCUUCUUUUGUCACCAUGUUUCCAGGUCUGGGACAGAGCGGAAGAAUUCAUUCCUGAACGAUUUGACCUGGAAGGAUCCGCACCAAACGAGACAAAUACCGAUUUCAGGUCUAUAAUUUUAUUUUUUUCUUUUGUAUGUCGGCAAAGGUAUAAACUAUUUCUGCUACGUAUCUGAUGCAUGAUCAGACCCUUCAACGUUGGUCAUAAAAUGAUUACAUGAUAUUAAUUUUGGGUAAUUCUUUGCUGGUCGAAUAUCUUUGCUUCAUAUUUUGUCAUUAUAUUUUUAUUUCUACCAUCCCUUCAGUCUGUAGGCUCCGAAUCUGUCUUUACCACUGCUUUCUGUUUCAUGUGAAAGAGAUGCGCUUUUGUUCAACCCCAUCUCAGUUGCAUUCGGUCCGUUCCCUUUAGCUGGAUCGACUCUAAUGCCCAUGGCAUAUUUCUCAUAGAUUUAUCCCCUUCAGUGGAGGACCCCGGAAAUGUGUGGGUGACCAGUUUGCAUUGUUGGAGGCAAUCGUCGCUCUUGCUGUAUUUGUCCAGCAUAUGGACUUCAAGCUGGUUCCUGAUCAGAAGAUCCUCAUGACAACGGGAGCGACCAUCCAUACAACCAAUGUAAGUGCGGAUAAAGUGAUUCCAUGCAACAGGAAGAUUGUGCAUCAUUUAUAGGAAGAAAAAAAGAAACAAGUCUUCUUCCUCCCCCACAGAUGUUUCAUUGUUCGUUUAAAAGAGUAAUUUCUUCUUGCUUUCGCACCUUAUUAGUGAACAUAUGAUCAACUAAUUCUUUUCCUCAAUGACACAGUUUUGAAUGUUGAAUUCCCUCUCCUGAUAAAACCUGCGGGGUAUCUCCUUAAUCUGUCGGUUUUCUGAACUUCUCGGCAUGGAAUUGAUAAAUAAGUUAUCUUAUUCAAGAUAGACAUUGAUCACCCUCCACGUAUAAAACAUACAUAUAAUAUGCACAUAAUCGAAUCCUAGAUCUAUAUUCUCAUCUUGCAAUUUGAUAGAAUCACUAUUAUCUAAAGAAACUUAACGUCCUAUGAAAAAAAAGAAAAAAAAGAAGAAAAAACCAAAAUAUAUUAUCCCUUGCUUGACCAUAACUGUUUGGAACAAGAAAUCACAGCACGCGAGAGGAUUUAUUGUGGGUUUUAUGAUUUUUUUAAUGGCCUUCCUUUUGCAGGGCUUGUACAUGACUCUCAGCCCGCGGAAACCUUAG
This is a messenger RNA of Spirodela intermedia, 6103 nucleotides long. The record is from the annotation of a GenBank genome assembly. Lineage: Eukaryota; Viridiplantae; Streptophyta; Magnoliopsida; Alismatales; Araceae.